Messenger RNA from Aptenodytes forsteri (emperor penguin), 2068 nucleotides. RefSeq names its product cysteinyl-tRNA synthetase 2, mitochondrial (putative) (gene CARS2). Gene Ontology annotation, biological process: cysteinyl-tRNA aminoacylation. NCBI's taxonomy places the organism in Eukaryota, Metazoa, Chordata, Aves, Sphenisciformes, Spheniscidae. Bases 33 to 1478 code for a protein of 481 amino acids. The transcript has 13 exons. The record is from RefSeq and is a predicted model, not a curated record. Gene Ontology annotation, molecular function: ATP binding; cysteine-tRNA ligase activity. Gene Ontology annotation, cellular component: cytoplasm.
CCUAUGUUAGGUUUGAUAUAAUUCGAAGGAUAAUGACUAGGUUUUUUGGAAUUGAAGUUGUCAUGGUGAUGGGGAUCACAGACAUAGAUGACAAGAUAAUAAAAAGAGCCAAUGAGAUGAAUAUUUCGCCAGUAGCUCUUGCUUGUUUUUAUGAAGAAGACUUUAAACAAGAUAUGGCUGCCUUAAAGGUCCUUCCUCCUACAGUAUAUAUGAGAGUGACUGACAAUAUUCCUCAGAUAAUUUCCUUUAUAAAAACAAUAAUUGCUAGUGGACAAGCUUACGCAACCUCACAAGGCAAUGUUUAUUUUGAUGUUAAGUCUUGGGGAAAAAGAUAUGGAGUAUUAACUACUAUUUAUCCUGAUACCCAAGAUGAAGCAGUUGAUACUGAUAAACGACAUAGUAGAGAUUUUGCCCUGUGGAAAGCUGCCAGACCUCAAGAGUUAUCUUGGACUUCUCCCUGGGGAAAAGGAAGACCUGGAUGGCACAUUGAGUGUUCCACAAUAUCAAGUGCAGUGUUUGGAAAGCAGCUGGACAUCCAUACCGGUGGAAUAGAUCUUGCAUUUCCUCAUCAUGAAAAUGAAAUCGCACAGUGUGAGGUGUAUCAUCAGUGUGAGCAAUGGGGGAAUUACUUUCUGCAUUCUGGGCACUUGCAUGUUAAAGGAAGUCAAGAAAAAAUGUCCAAGUCAUUAAAAAACUACGUAACAAUUAAGGAUUUCCUGAAGAAAUUUUCAUCAGAUCAAUUCAGGAUGUUUUGUUUGCGCAGCAGAUACAGCUCAGCAAUAGAAUUUAGCGAUGAGAGCAUGGAUGAUGCAAAGCACCUUCUUCAGGCAAUCUCCUCAUUUGUUAGAGAUGCAAAUGCUUAUAUGAAAGGACAGCUGGUAUGUGACCCUGUUAGAGAAGACAUACUGUGGGAAAGGCUAGCCAACACAAAAGUAACCGUGAAGGCUGCGUUUGCAGAUGACUUUGACACCUCCAGGGCUGUUGCAGCAAUUAUGGACCUCAUUCACCAUGGCAACAGACAGCUUAAGGCUGUUACUAAGGAUGCUGGAUCUCCUAGAAGCUCUGUUGUGUAUGGAAGCAUUAUUUCCUAUAUAGAAGGCUUUUUUAAUGCCCUUGGGAUGUCCUUUGGAAAAAGACAGGUGGCUCUUGGAGGGGGCAACUCGGCUGUGCUCUCUAACGUCAUCGAUGAGCUUGUAAGGUUCCGCACAAAGGUUCGUCAUUAUGCGCUUGCUCUGCCAGAAGAAGCAGCAGAAGCUGUGCCAACGGAGGGUGCUGCGGGAGCCAAAGGACCGAAACAAGAACAGAAGGAAAAGAGGCAGCAGUUAAUGCAGGAGAGAAAACCCCUCCUGGAGGCUUGUGACAGUCUGCGCGGAGACCUUGCUGCCUUUGGAAUCCACAUAAAGGACAGAGCUGCCGUUUCAACCUGGGAAAUUGUGGAAGGAGGGCAAGCAGGGCAGCAGGCUGAGAAACGAAGCUGAUCCUUCAUCCUUGGACUUUUUUUUUUUUAUUUCAUUUCAGCUGCUUUGGCAACAGUUGUAAAUACUAACACUUUCCAAAUAAAAAUGGCUAACAAAGAUAAAAUAUAAUCUGAGCAAAACUGUUGACGUUACUACUGGGUAAAUAAAUACAGGGCUGGCAGCAGGUGUGUAUGCGGUGUAUGCGGUGGAAGCAUCCGCAGUACAGGGCAGCACGGAAGCAGCUGUGUGCUCGCACCCUGUUUUGCUGAGCUGGCGCUGAGAAUUAAAACAUAGUGAAGACAGAGGCAAGAACUUGGGCCCGUCUUUGAGGGUGAAAACACUUAGUUUUAUGCCCACGGGUUUAAACAAUUGUGUUCCUCUCAGGCAUAGAAGGAGGUGACACUUUUAGCCAUGAAGUAUUUCCUUAUUGCAGCGUUGCUGGUUUGCUCCUGGGAGAUCUUUAACCAUAAUAUGGCGGUAUGUGGUUAUCUGUAAGGCUCGGUAUCUUUCCCAUUUGCUUUUGCACAGAAUACACUGAGGUUUCCCUAGCACUGGGAGUGCAGCACGCUCAGGAUCUCGCCAUCAGAAUUGGGAAGAUGAUAAAAUUAGUG